UUUUACGUGACGUGUCUGUUUUCGCUGACGUGUUCCUACGUCAUCAGCAGGCGCCUGCCGGUCUGCAGCUGUCUUCAGUUUUCAGCCGAUAGUUAAAAACCGAGAAAUUAAAACAAUAACCGGAAUAUUUUACCGGUCAGAAAUCCGGAGGCUCGGCGGGUCGGAGGGUCUGUUAGAGAGCAGCAGGAUCAGAAACCUGCAGCUUUAAACGGACAGCUGAGUUUCUGCCGCCACACGUGGCUCCUUCAUGUUUUUAUUAUUUUUAUAUUAAACAUUAAAAACAAACAGCGUGAAGACUGAAGCGGUUUUAAGAUGAGGAACGGCGUCCCGGACAGGUGGCUGGAUUAUAAAGCUGUGGGGAAACGACUCGCCGGGACGCGUUUCAUUGCCUUCAAAGUGCCUCUGAAGCAGUCUUUGAACAGGAAGCUGCCGAGCUCAGAUGUGUUCGGGCCGUGGGAGCUGCUGGACGCUCUGAGCCGAGAGAACCAGGAGCUGGGACUGAUCAUAGACCUGACCUACACCACCAGAUACUACAGGAUACAUGAUCUCCCAGAGUCUCUGCUGUUUGUAAAGAUCUUCACGGCGGGACACGAGGUUCCCAGUGACGUCACCAUCCUGAGCUUCAAACGAGCCGUACGCAGGUUUCUACGGGACAAUGCAGACAACGACAGGCUGAUCGGCGUCCACUGCACCCACGGUCUGAACCGCACGGGCUACCUGAUCUGCAGGUACCUGAUCGAUGUGGAUGGGAUGGAUCCUAAAGAGGCCGUGGAGCUGUUCAACUCGUCUCGCGGUCACGCGGUGGAGAGACAGAACUAUCUGGACGACCUGCAGCGGGGACCCAAGAGGAGUAAUGAGGGGAUGGAGGAGGCUGAGCAGGAGAACGAGCCAAUCAGAGGCCUCGCUUCACAUCGGCCCAGUUACACGCCGUCUGACCCCGAGAGCCGAGAGGAGAGACGGCCACACCACAGCGACUCGCCGUACCACAGAUCUUAUCCUCAGCGGGGAACAAACCACCGCUCGCAUCACCACCAUCCACGGGACAGCCUGCCUCCCACUCCACCGUUACUCUCUACAUCCGUGGGAGCACCACCGCACCCGUAUCGAUGGAUCGCACCUCAUCUAGACAGUCAGCGGAGGAGAUCCCCCCGAUCAGAGGACAGCAGGUCCAGAUAUGCUCCAUCGGAGCUCGAGAGGAGGUCCAGGUAUCCUGCACCAGAAGAGGGCAGGUCCAGGUAUCCUGCACCCCCAGAAGAGGGCAGGUCCAGGUAUCCUGCGCCAGAAGAUGGAAGGUUCAGGUAUUCUGCACCAGAAAACGGCAGGUCCAGGUAUUCUGCACCAGACGAUGGAAGGUCCAGGUAUUCUGCACCAGAAGAGGGCAGGCCCAGGUAUCCUGCACCAGAAGACGGCAGGACCAGGUAUCCUGCACCGGAAAACGGCAGGUCCAGGUAUCCUGCACCAGAAGACGGCAGGUCCAGGUAUUCUGCACCAGACGAUGGAAGGUCCAGGUAUCCUGCACCAGAAGACGGCAGGUCCAGGUAUCCUGCACAAGACGAUGGAAGGUCCAGGUAUCCUCCACCAGAAGAGGGCAGGCCCAGGUAUCCUGCACCAGAAGACGGCAGGUCUAGGUACCCUGCACCAGAAGAGGGCAGGCCCAGGUAUCCUGCACCAGAAGAGGGCAGGCCCAGGUAUCGAGAGCCGGAGAGGAGGUCAUUCCCCCGGCUGCAUGAGGACAGAAGGAGAGGUACUCCUCCUCCCGCUCCGAUCCCUCGUUACACUCCUCAAUGGGCCAACUAGUCCAACGGCUACGACAGACGUAAGGAGGAGUGGGCGGCUCCUUCCACACAGAACCUCGGCCACAGAGUCGGCUCAUACGGCAACUACUAGAGCUACACAGGACGCUGCUGCUUGUUAGCGGUGUGGUGUUUGACUUACAGCUUCAUCAGACUGCUGAGCUGCACACUUCUAUUGACAGGAAAUUAUAAAUGAAAUUCUCCUGCUCUGAUUAGUCAAUGUUAAAGACAGAGUUUACUGGAAUUACACAAAGUUUUCCCACUUAAAGGCCGACUACAUUUGUAUGUUCGUCUGGGUUUUUUAAAUUGCAACGGCCACCCAGUGACAUAUUUUACUACAACAGCAGUCCCUGUUAUCUGAGCAAAGUUUGAAAAGUAGCACAAACCAACUAACUGAAUGAGGUGGCGGUAACGUAAGAGGUAAAAUUGCAGUUUUUGCCAAUUGAGUCUGGUUUGUUUGAAGAGAUGAUAGAUAACAGCUUCAGUUCCCAUCAGAAAGAUCUUUCUGACAGCAGGUGAAGAGGAGAAAAUAUUAUAAAUAUAACACACAGUUAGGCUGAUAGUGAUUUUUUAAAAAAAGAUGUUUAUCUGCAGCCCUGCCCACAGCAGUAAUAUCACUCUCCUCACAGCCUCCAGACUCCUUUGAUAAAAAUAGUAAUUUUAGCUCACGGAAAAGAGGAAAUGUUUUCUUUUCAAAAAUCACCAAAGUGACAUCAUUAAUCAUAACCACAAACCGUAAAAACAGAAAAAUUCAUCAGCUCUUUAUAUUUCUGAUGCUUCCUGAAAGAAACGUGUGUGACAAACGCUUCCAUCAGGAAAAAUAACCAAAUCUGAGUUUAAUAUAACGAUAUUUCAUCAAAAUGUCUGGUGGUAGGACAGAAUCUUUGGGGUUCUGAGAGGUAAAAUACAAAAUAACAUUUUGACACGAAAAAUACACAAUGUUUGCAUUUAAAUACACAAAGAACACGACUGGGAAGAUACAGAAUGAUGCAAGAACUUCUUAAAAAAAUUGACUGGCCCUUUAAAAUUUAGGUUCACAUGUUUUAAAGUACAUUGAAGGAGUUUUUGAUCCUCACUAUUGGAUUAUUUUAACGUAUCUGUGUCUGAUCAGAUUUUUUUUUUUUUACUGAACUCCACAGAUCAGCAUGUGAGAGCAAAGAUCACAGUUUGUGAAUGUAAGAAAUGAUUUGAUUGUACCAGAGAUGGACUCACAGGUUUGCAGAAUUGAAAAGCUCUGAUGGAAACGGAUCCUGUCCCGACUGAGUUCAGCUGAAGUCAGAUAAAUCUGCCAACGUUACAGUAUUUAAUUCUCUCUUACCGACAACGUUUACAUGCACAAAAUAUUCCACUUUUUGCCUUUUAUUGUGAAAAAACCUACAAAGCUGUUUACGUGG
Molecule: messenger RNA, 3187 nt
Organism: Centropristis striata (black sea bass)
Lineage: Eukaryota; Metazoa; Chordata; Actinopteri; Perciformes; Serranidae
Gene: dusp11
Product: dual specificity phosphatase 11 (RNA/RNP complex 1-interacting)
Exons: 9
Biological process (GO): protein dephosphorylation
Molecular function (GO): protein tyrosine/serine/threonine phosphatase activity; polynucleotide 5'-phosphatase activity
Source: RefSeq, a predicted model, not a curated record